Myzus persicae (green peach aphid) is the source of this 2411-nucleotide messenger RNA. RefSeq names its product piggyBac transposable element-derived protein 3-like. The coding region runs from base 165 to 2216 and encodes 683 amino acids. The record is from RefSeq and is a predicted model, not a curated record. The transcript has 2 exons. Gene Ontology annotation, molecular function: zinc ion binding. NCBI's taxonomy places the organism in Eukaryota, Metazoa, Arthropoda, Insecta, Hemiptera, Aphididae.
UAUAACUGUUGUUUCACUAUAUUUUAAUAUUUUUUGGUUUAGAAAUGUUAUAAAGAUUUAUAUUAUCUAUAGUUUUGUCGAUUUUAUAUUAAUAUUACUUCGUAAUACACACAAGUAUCCAUGGUAUCAUAUGAUACAACUGUGCAGUUCAGAAAAUUAAUAAUAUGGAUUUAAAUGACAAGGACAUUGAGUAUUUAUUGGACUUUGACUUGCCAAGUGGUUCAGAGGCUAGUUUUUGUGACAGUGACGACGGUAAUGAUGAUAAUGCAUUGUAUGAACAAAAUUACAAUGAUACUGAGGAAAUUGUACAUCCGACCCCUCAACCUAUUGAAGACUUCCUGGGUAAUAUAAACAGCGAAACAAGGUAUGAAUAUGAUGAUUUAUCAGCUAGCAUUUUUAUUAUGGAUGCAAAUGAUGUAGAUACCUAUGACAAUUUUGUAAAUAAUAUCAGACAACAAUCACAGCAACAAAAUAAUGUAGUAGAAAAUAAUACUUCUGUUGAUGAUGCAUUUGCCUUUAGCCCUUCCACGUCUAGUGAUAAAACUUACCCAGAUAGUUCUAAUGAUCCAUUGCAAACUAAAAAAUUAAUUAAAAAAACUUUGCCCAUCUUACCAAAAAAAAGAAAAACUAGAAGUUUUCCAGUAAGAAACAUACACACAAGCCCAAUCAAAAAAACCAAAAGGCCCAAAGAAAAAAAGAAAACAACUAAAUGGUUUUCAGGAAGAGAUAACCAAUUCACAGACUCAGUUCCUUCUUUCAUUGGUAGUGAAACAGUAAAUAUUGACACAAAUGAUGGGGCUACCCCUUAUUCCAUUUUUAUUCAAAUAUUUACUGAUGAAUUAUUUGAACUAAUAAAAGUUGAAACCAUAAGGUACGCUGUUCAAUGUGGGAAAGACAAUUUUACCUUGUCUAUCAAAGAAUUAAAAAUUUUUUUUGCUAUCAAUAUAUCUAUGACCUAUAUAAAAUACCCAAACGUGCGGAUGUAUUGGUCUUCACAAGAAGGUUUGAGAAUGGAUUUGAUAGCAGAUGCCAUGUCUUAUAAUAGAUUUUCUGAAGUGAAGAGAUAUAUUCAUUUUGUGGACAACAGUGACCAACCUAAUACUGUCGACAAAUAUUGGAAAGUUCGACCUGUCAUAGAUAUUUUGCAUGAGUCUUUUCAUGCAGCUACUUCAACUAGUGAGCACAUUGCGAUAGAUGAAAUGAUGGUGCCAUUCAAAGGAAAGAGUUAUCUAAAACAGUAUUUAAAAUCUAAACCCAAGAAAUGGGGUUUUAAAAUAUGGGUUCAAGCUAGUACAAAUGGGUAUGUACACUGUUUUGAAAUGUACACAGGCGCAUCAAUUUCAAAACGUUCAGAAUUUGGUCCAAUUGGUGAUACUGUGAUAAAUCUUUGUCAUGCAAUUCAUGGAAACAAUCACAAACUGUUUAUGGACAAUCUGUUUACAUCUGUUCCACUGUUAAGAAAAUUAAGAUCAUUCAAUAUAUAUGUCUUAGGAACACUUAGAAUUAAUAGAGUACAUGGUAUUGAAAAUAAUUUAGUUUCUGAUAAAUUGAUGGAAAGAGGUUCUUGUUCCAUUGCUACUUCAGACGAUAACAUAACAGUAGUUCGUUGGAAAGAUACCAAAUUGGUACAUACAAUAUCCACAUAUGCAGGAGCUAUACCUGAGGAUACAACAAUGCGUUAUGAUAGGAAAGAUAGAAAAAGAAUUGAAGUUACCAGACCUUUUAGUAUACAAGAAUAUAAUAAAUUCAUGGGUGGGGUGGACCUAAUGGACCGUAUGAUUGCCCAUUACCCCCAUGGCUUUAAAAAUAAAAAAUGGUAUCUCAGAGUUUUUUUUCAUUUUUUAAAUGUAAGCAUUGUCAAUUCAUGGAUAAUAUACAGAGAACAAUGCAGCGAUAUUCCUCUUCUUAAUUUUAAAGCUUCAUUAGUUUGGACAAUGCUUCAAAUUGGCAAACAUAAUGGGCCCAAAAGAGGAAGAAAGUCACUGUCACAGACACCACCAACAAAAAAAAGAAAGAAUGUCAAAGUUCCUGUCCCUGAAGUGCAAUAUGAUGGUAUAAACCAUUAUCCUGCGAAGACAACCAAAAAACAAGCAUCCAGAUGUAAAGAUAAUAAUUGCACUUCCCGAACUAGAUAUUUGUGCAAAAAAUGUAAUUUCCCUGUUUGCCCAGAGUGUAUGGAAAGUUACCACCAUACCAAAACACCAGUAAACAUUUGAGACUUAAAUAUACUUAAAUAUACCAAAACUUUAAUUUAAAGUAAAAAAGGAGGUUUCUAUAAAUAUUGUUUUUGGUUUAUUAUUUUAUUAACAUUGUUAUGCUUUGUAUAAGCUUUUACUCUACUAAAAUAAAAGUUUUAAUUAAUAGUGAAAAAGGAAGUUCCUAUAAAUAUUAUUUUUAUUUUAUUAUUUUAU